Messenger RNA from Aedes albopictus (Asian tiger mosquito), 22335 nucleotides. It is a transcript of the gene DopEcR, whose product is annotated as G-protein coupled receptor 52. Lineage: Eukaryota; Metazoa; Arthropoda; Insecta; Diptera; Culicidae. The record is from RefSeq and is a predicted model, not a curated record. Gene Ontology annotation, biological process: cellular response to hormone stimulus; G protein-coupled receptor signaling pathway. The coding region runs from base 1483 to 2484 and encodes 333 amino acids. Gene Ontology annotation, cellular component: plasma membrane. Gene Ontology annotation, molecular function: G protein-coupled receptor activity; peptide binding. The transcript has 4 exons.
AUCAUCAUCAUCAUAAAAAAAAUACAUCCUCGAAUCAUUCGCCAUUCAUCAAGUGUUUGACUUUUCGAGGCGAAAAUUGCUCUCGUGCGCGUGUGGAUAUGUAUACUCAGAAUCGCGAUCGCGAAUGUCGCCGAAUUCGACGUCUGCUUGGGGACUGCGCGAUUCAGUAUCGCGCGAGACACGCUGCGAUCCGAUUUGAUCAAUCCCGUUAAAUAUCGCGUUGUCGUCGUUGUCGUCGUCGCGAUCGCGGUUGUCGUUUUCUGCCCAAUAAUCGUUAAAUUUUGCGUGACUCGCGGCGGUGAGGAUCACGGUCAUUUCCAAGUGCAUUCCGGAUGGUGUGCAGCAGCAGACUGCAGUCAUCCAGUCCCAAAGCGUUUUAGAAUUAAUUGGGGGAUGACUGUUCUUCGCUUGGGUGAGACUGUUAUUUAUAACCGUGGCUGCUAUCAAAAGUGAAUGACAACAAAGUGGAAACAUUGCCGAUCGGAGGAGCAGAAUACGACCAGCUGUUUGGUUCUGAAAUGUUAAUUAUGUUGAGCGAAUGAAAUUCGCGCGGGAUGAUGAUCCGAAGCUAGAUUGCACCGGACUGCUGUUGGUGUUGAUGGUCGCCAUUAAGAGUGGUUAUGAUCGCACGGUGUGAUUUAAGCGAUUUAAGUGAGUGAGAAGAUGAAAUGAUGCUUGGUGGUAUCAAGAUGAUCGACUCAUCCGGAAGAAAAUUUGAUGUGAUUUACGACACAAGAAAAGAGGGAGUUCAUUGAUGCCGUUUAAGUGCACUGUAUGAGUCAGUAAGAGGAAUCUUUCCAAAAUAAGUUGGCUGAAAUGCCUGUGGAAGUUGAUCACUGCAUUCCAAUAACGCCUUCAUGGUAAUCCGCGUGACAAACAAUAAAUUAAAUCGCUGUCUUCUAUACGAGUUUGUUUCUAUUUCUACACUCAGUUGGUGCCAAUAAAGAUCGCCAUCUCGGUGGUCCAUAUCUAAAUGUAAAUAUCGAAAAUGUAAUGCCAAUAAUGCAAUGGUGUGGUGAAUGUGAUUAGUGUGUUUCAACGUAAUUAAUUGCAUUUGGAUAAUGCCCGAUAUUUUCGUACGCCAAUGGCAUUCAGGUGAUCAAAAGUUGUGCACACGCGAAGAAAACUUGCGGAUGCUUCGUACAUAACAAAUCUUCUUAUGAACAGCUGUAUUAGAAUCCAAAUCGAGUGAGAACAAGGCCAAAGCUAGGGAAUACACAUUAGCGAGUUCGAUGAAUUUCGGUGGUGGUAGGUGAACGUGGUAGCCUUCGUGGUAGCAGCACCCGCCAGAGGCAGGACCUCACGAAGCAGUCGGCCAAAUUUCCUUCUGUCGGUGCCAAAACGUCAUGACCGGAUGCGAGGUAAAGCGUGAGAUGGACCAUCAGUCGGCCCGCACCCGCCACACUACUAGUCCCAGCACAACAGCAGCCACGACUGCGCCGCCGACUGUGUUGUUGUAAGUGAUGCGAGCGGAGGCCCACUAUGCUCAUCUCGCCCGUCUCUGUUUCAGGAGUUACGAUGCACGGGCUGAGUCUGUCAGCCGGCUCAACCCUGGAGGCACUUACGUUGGCAACGAUUAUUCUCAUCUUAGCGAUCGCCAUCAUCGUAGCCAAUCUCAUUGUAGUAGCAACAUAUCUUAACUUUAAGGGCCCUCACGAGGUCAUCAACUAUUACCUGCUAUCGCUGGGCGUUGCCGAUCUACUAUGCGGUCUGCUAAUCGUACCGCUGUACGUUUACCCCACAUUCUACGGCGACUGGGUGUACGGAGACGUGCUAUGUCGGAUAGUCGGCUACCUGGAGGUGACCCUGUGGUCCAUCUCGGUGUACACCUUCAUGUGGAUCUCGGUCGAUCGAUACCUGGCAGUUAGGAAACCGCUGCGUUAUGAAACGAUCCAAACCAAAACCAGAUGCCAAUGCUGGAUGGCGUUCACGUGGAUUUCGGCCGCGAUGCUAUGCUGUCCACCGCUGCUUGGCUACAACGAAGCCCGCUACCAGAAAGAUACCCACAUCUGUAUGCUCGAGUGGGGCAACAUGGCCGCCUAUAGUGCAACGCUGGCAAUCCUGGUCCUGGGGCCGAGUGUAAUCUCGAUCGUCUACAACUAUGGCUACAUAUUUACGAUGAUGCGUAAGGUGCGAUCGGGAGCACCGAUCCAUGAUAAGGAGUACGCCACGGCACUGGCCGAGAAUCUGGCCAAUCCGAGCCACUGUAUGUCAUUUGCAUUGGUGUUUUCUUUCUGGAUCUCGUGGGGUCCGUACAUCGGGCUGCGGAUCUACGAGCUGGUGAUGCAGGAAUCGUACGACCAUCCGAUGAUCCAGUUCGGCGCGGUCUGGCUGGGGAUUCUGAACUCGUUCUGGAAGAUCAUCAUCAUGACCAGCAUGUCGCAGCAGUUCCGGCUGUUGGUGCGGUUACUGUUCCUGACCAUCUGCUGCAAAACCAAGGGCCGACUGCAAGCCGAACUGAUCGGGCUGGAUCCGGACGACUAGGAAGCCCGACGAAGCCACAUACUUGCAAUACGUCAUUCCGUCUCUCUUAGAGGAGAAUCGAGCGAAACUCAUCCACUUCUAGUACCCGAACAUCUUCCGCUGGGAUGAAGACGAAUAACAAAUCCGAUAGAAUUAUACUAAUUAGAAGGCUAUAGCGAGUGGGCGGCAGAAGUUUCAAUUAAUAUUGUUGUAAUUUUAAUACAUAAACAGAAACCCACAAAAUUCUGUACUACUAAACUCUUAUCUAUCUAAGGCUACUUGCGUAGGAUAAGCGAUUAGACGUGUAAAAGAUCUUAUCAUGAGGCGGCGCAUUUUAAACGCUGUAGUAAAUCUCAGAACAAUCAUUCUCCUUAGUGGACAAAACAACUCUGUGCAAACAGAAAGAGAAGAACAAUAUCGUUAAUACAAAUAAGUAAAAACAAAAUCACAGCAAUUAGAAGGAAAAGUCUAGUGUUCGACCGACACAAAUGCGUAGUGCUGCCGCAAGCGCUACCGCGAAAGACACACAGAAACAAAACGCGUGUUCGGAAUCGUAUUAUUAUACAACUCACUUUCAGGGCUUAAACAACAGACACAGAAUAAUAAUACAAGAAAAACCAGAUGCUUAAACGAUAAUACACAUUCAAUGAAGCAAAAACAACUGCAUUGCAACAGUUAGUAGAUCGAAGCCUGUAUGUAACAGACAAACUUCAGCAACAACGUAGAGCUAUUUUCUAGAUUUUAAAAAGAGUGAGAUUAUCGAGAAGCAACAAAAAAAACAAACGAUCAUUUAGUAACAACAACCACAGUUGAGUGAACCGCAGAUGAAACUGAAAAUCCACUAAAGAAAAACCAACGACGCUUUUAGCAGAAAGGUAUGCGCGCACUUGUUACCGGUUUAUGUUGAGCAAACAUGAUGCGCGAUGCGUUACCAUGGGCGUUGAUGAUAGAAUCCCGAGUUAUACGUAGCACAAAUGAACGAAGUUUAUAAGAGUUGAUUCUUCACAGGUCAAUACUAUUGGCACGAUGUUACACAACUUUUUUUUUAUACUUGAGUUGAGAUCCAAUAACCGCCACAUAAAUGAACAAAUAGAUCAAAGCUGUUCUCUACAAAUAAUAACAAUAAUUAGGACCUUGCUCGAAAUACGAUAUAUUAUUUGUGGCGAAAGUUGACCCAAGACAGCACUCAUUUUACUCCGCUUGUUCUAGAUAAUUACAAACUAUUCAGUAGAUGAGGUUAUCAACUUAAACAAAAAGAAAACAUCUUAUGAGCAAAUUAUUUGGAAAUAUGAUAGCUAUAAUCACAUUCAAGAUCAAUUGCAUUAGUUGUCAAUUCAAUGAUUUAUAUUUACAAAAAAUGUCUUUUGACUUUUCUCCAUAUCGCACGAGAAAAACUGAUGAGCACCAUACUCCCUUCGAACAUAUCAUUAUUUUGAUGUAUUUUUACAUUUUAUUGGAUAUAUGCAAUAACAUGCGAUAUAAAAAUUGUGCUCAUAUCACCCGUUGGUCAAAUUGUCCGGUUAGGCCUACCGAUAAAUUGGUACAUUAGCGUCUAAUCUCCUAUAAGAUGAGCGCUUGAUUGGCUUAAGAUGUUGAUUACACUAGAUACAGUUAAACUAAUCACAACUAGUUUUCAAAAUCCCAUCUGUUACUGACAUUGUCCGUGUAGUCGGCAUGAAAACCGAAUAAAUGCCUUUUUUGAUUGUGCUGUCAUGGCAUCAAGUGCCAGAAAUGCGAAGGAAAAUCAGUGCUGUUUAGGGUUUAUUUUGCCUACUACUGUUAUUAUUUUUCCAAGCACAAAAGCAUAUUUAGGUUAAAAUAAAUAUUAGCGCAAUAAACUAUUAUCAGCAAUUUUCGAAAAUAUGAUGGUGAAUAUAUAACAAAGCCAAGAAUCGAACAUUCAGAGCUCCAAUAUGAAGUAGAGGCAACUACUCCAUCACCUUGAUUCUACAAACUUGUAAUUGUGAAAAUUCAUGGCUUAGGCUAUCCCUAUUUUUGCAAAAAAAAAAAUGGGAAUAUAAAAAUUUCAGUAUCUUGAAAUGAUUGUUUUAGCUAAAACACAAUUAUGUUAAAAUUCCGUAUCUCAAAACUGCUACUUUUUGUUAAAAGAAAUGCCUGACUCUUAAAAAUCGAUAAAUUCGAUCCAUCGAUCAGAAUUUUGACAUUUGUUUUCAUGUUAUUUGGCAAAAUAGGGUUGAUUCUCUUUGAGAUCUGAAAAAAUAGUCAAAAUGCUCAUUUUCGGUAGUUUUUUUUAGUAACUCGCAAUUCUGAUCCCGCUUUCAUUGAUUUGAUUUAAAACGGGUAUUUUUUCGUUGGAAAAAAUGACGUUUUUCUACUUCUUGCAAUUUAUGAAAAUCUCCGGCCCCUUGGGGUAUCACUUACCCUUGAGAUACAAACUUUUGAAGUUUUAGCCUUUUCAAUUCACGAGGAAAAAAAUAGGAAUGGCCUGGAUGGCUUCGUUAUAUGUUCAUCUCAAUUCUCAUAAAAUUAUUUCUCAUUGUGAAGGAUAUAUACAAAGUUUCCCAAUAUCAGUGAUAAUAAUGUAUUUCAAAGAGAACAACAAAUAACCAAUUCCAGAGCCAAAAUACGCUCUCAUGUUCCACAAUAGGGUGCCUGUAACAAUUAUGGCACUACCUUAGGAAUACUUUUUGUACAAAAAUAACGAGAAGACCAAUGAAUGUCAUCGAUAUGUUAAAAGAUAGCUUAGUUUCCAUACUUUACAGGAAAAAUAUAGAAACGGAGCCACUACUUUUAGUAUACCGCAUUUAGUUCACCACUGGACUGCGAACUGAGUCUUUGUAAGUGCGAAAACGUAAAUAAAACUGCGCGAUUGCAUCAAAUCAAAUUGAUGUCUUCGGCGCACUAUUUCUUUGAUGUAUGCUAAAUAAGUGCUCUGAAGACACCAAGUUGAUUGGAUGCAAUCCCGCACUUUUAUUUGCGUUUUCGCACUCGUGAAAACUAGUGCGAUAGUCCAGUGGUGAACUAAACUAUAUUUAUUUAAACUACUUUUAGUAGACAUUUGUUAACUUCGUUUCCUUUUUUCACUAUUUGCAUGCAUUCGUUAUGGGAUUAGCCAUAACUGGUGCACUAUGGCGAAAAAGAGUGCAAUGAAGCCGAGAUUUUAAGGAAAAUGAUUUAUUUCUACCAUAAUUUGAGCAAAAUGUGGAGUUAAAAUGAAUGCAUCCGUCUUUUGUGAACGAGAUUUGGUGUUCACAAUUUUUUUCUUGUUAAUUUACAUCGGUCAAGGGUGAAAAUUGACUAUGGCGAAUAAUUGGAACUCUCUCUCUCUCUCUCUUCUUGGCGUAACGUCCUCAUUGGGACAAAGCCUGCUUCUCAGCUUAGUGUUCUAUGAGCACUUCCACAGUUAUUGACUGAGAGCUUCCUCUGCCAAUGACCAUUUUGCAUGUGUAUCUCGUGUGGCAGGCACGAAGAUACUCUAUGCCCAAGGAAGUCAAGGAAAUUUCCUUUACGAAAAGAUCCUGGAUCGACCGGGAAUCGAACCCAUCACCCUCAGCAUGGUCAUGCUGAAUACCCGUGCAUUUACCGCCUCGGCUAUAUGGGCCCUAAUUGGUACUAUAGCCAUAAUUGGAACGCUUAUCCUAUUCAGAUAUCGUUCCAAUACAAGUAUUUCACUCGCUAUCCCGAACGCUAGCAAUGCACAGUGGCAAAAGAAUGUCAACUUCCUAAUAUUGAGUGAGAGCAUAGUGCGUCACGCCACCGUACUCGCUUCAGAUUGAACAAAAAAAAACCCAGAUUAAUCCACCUAGUGGUGAUAGUGCCUUUCUCGUCGAACAUGUACUCAUGAUCUUUCCUUGGUUGGGAUAUAUAGUCGUAUACGACUGGGAUAAUUUUGCUUCACAAUGUUGGCUUCAGCCUUUUGGGGGAAUCGGAAACACUAGUUUAUGAUUUUUUCCGACGUUUCAGUCCGUAUGGGGACUUUUCAAGGGUUCAAUCGGUCAAGGUUUCCUAGUCAAGAUGGCCUUGAUUAACUUUAAAAUAUCACACGGAAGUUUUAGUAUUUAUUGAGUCCGUUCGGUUUGAAACCGUCGUGAUGCGGACAAUCUCCUACCUAUCGGGCGGUCUAGAAUUCGGUCCCUGUUUUUGGAAUCUUCGAAUAUUGCUUUGUUUAGCUAGUUUCUGUGCAUGGGCCAUCAUUCCGAAGCAUGCUAUUUCCGUCGACGUAAUGCGAACUGUUCCUGAAUCCUGAGAAUACCUUAUUUAGAAAAGCAAUAAUUUUAAUAAAAUUGGGAAACUUAAUAAUUGAACAUAUUCCGACGUAACGUUAAACGUAAGACAGAGCUGAAAAAUAUCAGAGUUUUCAGUUGACUGCUUGAGCACCUUCACUAUCACAGAAGACCGAUCAACAUCAAGACGAUUAUUACAAGCUCGGAUAUAACGUCUUUUACAAUCACAGAUGACUUUACGGUCUUCGACAUAGUUUUUUCUUCACACUUUAGGCUAUAUUUUAUUAUCAUAGGUUUCAAAAUUCAUGUAAAAUUUGACAAAAAAUGCAAGCAAGUGAAAUUGCCCAUCUAAAUCCCAUAAAAAAAUCCCAGUAGUUUUAGACGCAAAAGAGGAUUGAAAAAGCUUUGAUGCGAUAAUUUUCAUUUUCUCAUAUAACGUUGACCUAUCCUACUCUAUAUUUUUACACCUCAGUGAUUUGAUGAGAUCCCUUUGGUACAGAAAAAAAGACAUAUCAUUUGUAACAUAUUGCUAUUAUAUUCAUCGUUACAAAAAAAAUAAUCGCCAAAUGCUAAUCAGGUUGCGUUUCACAAGCCGCUGCUGGCUUGAUGUUGGUAGUGAGUAGACCCCAGUUAACAUUUUGGUCUACAUAAAUUGCGUUUUACAUCACCAUAUGAGAACCAAUUUGCUCGUAUAAGAUGCAUGAAACUGCUAUAUACGUACCAAAGUGGAGGCCAUAUAGACACUCCUGACGACUAUUUUCGACUUUUGAUGACCGGUAUAACGAUGUCCAAAAAUAUUUACGAAAAGAAAAAAAAAGUUUCAACCAAGUCUCGAACACGAGACCUCGAGAUCCAUAUUCCGACACUAUACCACUGUGCCAACCACUCACUCUUGGAAAUGAUUCGAAUUUUUGCCAAUGUUAUUCCAAAAUAUGUUUAUGACCCAAACAAAAUUGGAGUACCAAAUUUUACAAGUAUUUGCGAUCAUUUUCGAACCUUAUUCAACACGAUAUGUGAUCUGUCAGUUGAUGAGAAUUCCUCUUGGCCGUCGUUCUCGCUUUUACAAUAAACAAACACGCUAGCAAACGCGUUCGGUGCGAAAUUCACGUCACGUCGCGAAAUAGUUCCGAUUGCACAGUAUUUUAUCCGUAAAAUUGACACACGCGCAUCCAUCAUUGGAUUCCGACCAAGGCCAUCGCACCUAGAUCACAUCAAGAGCGAUCCCACCGGGUGGAUUCGUCGGAGGCCGUUGCCGAAGAAACACUUGCAUUUUUAAGGUUUACAGUGAGAUUUCUUGUGAUGCCCAGUGAUUAUGUGUGGUGGGAAUAUUUUGAGUUCGAAGCAGUUUUGGAAUUACCCCAGCCGGUUCAGAAACUUGGCUACCGGAAUCCACAACAGUUUAAUUGAACCGCAUUGUGGUGAGAAGGAAUUUGAUUCGGUGAGAACACCUGAAAUCGUUUCCGGACGGAAAGGAUACGAAUACGAAAGGUGUCUUUGCAGCAGCAACACUGGUUUUUCGGAAAAUGGAAAUCGAUCAGAGUCAGGCGGCUUCGAAUGCGUGCUGUGGAUGUAAGUUUUUAUUGUGUUUUUAUCAUCUGAACAUGAAAAAUAAUGUUCCCCCUGAUUUUAUGAGUGUCAAAUUUAAUUGCCAUUCGAUUAUCGUCUUCCACGAUUUGGUUUGUUUACAAUCCAGAAAGUCAUUAUUGAAUCGCAUCAGCGAUUAAUAUCCAAGUUGUUUUAUCGCUCGUACAGCAUGAUUUCGCAUAUUGUGCGAUCCUGACAUAAAACAAAUAAAGAUACGAUUUUGCGUACACAUUGUUAUACGAUAUGUGGUUAACUGGGACGUCAAACGAGCAAAAACGAUUAAUAUUUGAUUCAAUCGUUGAAAACAAGGACAAUGGAGAGCAGUCCUGCAAAAUAUCAGUGUCAGGGUGAAAACACUCAAAUACAGAAAAUUGAAUGAAAAUUUAGCCCGGUCAGCUCUCGCUUUCAGCACGCUGCAUGUGAGUGUGAGUACCUAUUUCAUUUCGCUCCCGUGUUGCUGAUCGGAAAGCAACAUUGACAGGAAAAACAAAACGAAGAAAAUGAAAAAAGCAAAAUAUCGCUAUCAUAAAGGCCUGUCGAAAAUUUGCAGCACUGCUACUCACUCUCCCAUGGAGAGUGAGUAGAGUGAGACGUCUGUAUGUAUGUGGCCUUAGUUCAGUCAAGAUUUUGUUCUCUUACACAUAUUUAUCGCUUGCAUUGACUUUGUUCAUUUUUGUAGUUCCUGCGAAGCACCCUAGGAAGCACCCAAUGCUGGUUUUGCAUCACUAUCGGUAGCCUCUAAUGUGGUCUGAGCCUAUUUUCUUGCUAAUCGUUCCUCAUAUUUUACAAAAGACCGCGGUUUGAUGUGUCGCAUGCUUCCGGCUGGACACCCUAGAUCGGUCCCGGAACACUUUAUAAAGAUCUUCGUUGUGGUCUGAAUCUAUUGUCUGGCUAAUCGUUUAUCACGUUAUUCAAAAAGUCGCUGUUUAAUGUGCCGCAGGUAUGGGUUUUGAUCUCUACUACAUUUGACUACUUCCAGCGGGACACCCGGAACCGGUUCCGGAACUCUAUCGGUUGUUCCAAAUAUGAUCUGAAACUAUUUUCUUUUAUUAACCGUUUAUCAGGUUGCCUGAAGAGCUUGCGAUUUGAUGCGUCGCAUGUAAGGUUUUGAUUAACUUUUGUACUUGGCUACUUCAGGCGUGACAUCUGGAACCGGUUCUGCAACACUACCAGUUCCUAUAUGGUCUGAGAAUGUUUUCCUGCCUACUGUUUAUCAGGUUAUCGAAAAAUCCGCUGUUUGAUGUGUCGCAUGUAUGGGUUUGGUUCACUUUCAUAUUUGACCACUUCCGGCGGAACACCCAGAACCGGUUCCAGAAUACUACCGGUUCAAAUAUGGUCUGAGAAUGUUUUCCUGCCUACUGUUUAUCAGGUUAUCGAAAAAUCCGCUGUUUGAUGUGUCGCAUGUAUGGGUUUGGUUCACUUUCAUAUUUGGCCACUUCCGGCGGGUCACCCGGAACCGGUUUCGGAACACUACCGGUUCAGAUAUGGUCCGAGACUAUUUUCCUGUUUACCGUUCAUCAUGUUUUCAAAAGUGCCGCGGUUUGAUGUGUCGCAUGAUUGGGUCAGGGUGGCCACCCAGUCGGGAAUUUCGGGAAAACCGGGAAAAGCUCGGGAAUUCGAAACCACCGGGAAAAAGUCGGGAAAACCUCGGGAAUUGUUGCUAGUCACCGGGAAUUUCCAAAAUUCAAAAAUUUGUACAGUCUUUAGAAGCAUAAGUACGAGAAUCUGUGGGAAAUGCAGUCAACAACUGUUGAACUUAAUAACAUAGUGGGUGAACUGGCGUAAAAACGAUUCUUGGAAAUUAAUAUCUUGUCGCCGAGUCAUGACAAUUGAAGUUAAUCAUAGUGAUGUUACCUAACAUCACAAUUUGAACAAUUUUAAAGAUAUUCUAAAGAACAUUCUGGUGGAAAGACUGGUUGAGACACAUUUAAAUAUUUAUAGAUUCAUAUUAUGCAUUUCAGGAUGUACAUGUUUCUGAAAACAUCAAGCGUCCAAUAAAAGUUUUAUAAAACAUAACAAAAAUUAUAACUUCUUUAUAAAAAAAUAUCCCUGUACAAUCUCUAGGAGAAUAUUUGAUAUAGCCUUUGUCCUUUGAGCGAAUAGUCUGAGAAAUUUGGAUAGGAUGCUGUUAAAGUUUUGAAUCAAUGAAUGAAUUGCCCCAAGAAUAAAUUAAAAUUAAAAAUUAUGAAACUGUGGAUGAUUAAUUCUGGUGAAAACAUUUUUACCAUUUAAAAAUAGUUCGUGAAAAACAAUUAAAAUAAUAUUUGAAGGGAUUUUUAGUAUCUGAUGGAAUUUGUCAAAGCACGCCUAUUGUAGCUCAUAAAAGUAUUUCUAAUAUUUUUUUUUUUUUUUUUUUUUUGUUGGGAUUUGAACCACUGCGACCAUUACUUUGAUCUAUUGUGGUAUACCCCUGUUUAGUUUCGCAUUUGUUCAGGACGACGAGUCACCAUUGAGGGUUGACGUCGUUUGCUGCUAUUUUGUUUGAAAGAUUUCUGUUGUUUUUCAUAAGUUCUUGGAUGUACUCAUUUAUUGAUCUUGUGAAUAACAAUGUUCGGAGAAAACUGGAGUAAGGUAUUGGGAAAAUCCCUUUUUGGCGAAGCUUUAGCAGAAGUUCCUGAAAACUCUAGUUCAAAAUUCUCGAGAAUUUUGAGUAUUCGUAGUUUCUAGUUAAACUACCAAUUGAAAUUCUCGCAGGAGUUCCAGUGAGUAUUCAAAAGCAUCUGGAGCAAUAUAGUUGUAUGAUUUACGGAAAUAAAUAAUUCCCAAAUAAUGAAUCUGCCUCUACAUUUUGGGGGAAAUACUUUCUCAAAAACUUAUCUUUCAGGAAUUCCUGGAGAUAUUCCUGACAUAUCUGAAAAUGUGAUCAGAAAUUAAAUCUCUGAGAGCUUCAUAUUGCAAUCGCUGAUAAAAUAACUGAAUGCUAGACGAGUAUCGGACAAAAUGUAAGAUUUUUUUGAUCUCUCAAAUUUCUCCUAGAAUUUACGAUUCCAGCCUAAGUAACCUGCCUGACUUUCUGCAGUAGCCAUUUACGGUAUCAUAAAGUUCGCCACUGGUUUUCUAUGAAAAUAUCUUGAAAAUGACCAUCAAAAAUACUACACUGAAGAUUUCCCAAGAAAUUGUUUCCAAAAUUCUUUCACGAGUAAUCUUUCCAGAUAUUCCACCAAAAUUUCAUCCAGAAUAUUUUUUUUUUUCUGGGCAUUUGAUUAUUGCAUAUUAGUUUCCCAAACAAACUUACCAAGAAUUUUUUCAGAAGAGUUUUAGAAUAUUUCUAAUAAAUCCACUAAUAAGAAGUUCGUAAAUCCUAUAAUCAUACUGAGAAUUUCGACCCCCUCAGGAUUAUCUUUUUUAUUUUUAUUUGCUUAAACAACUGCAUAAUUUGUACUAGUUGAUCAUUUAUGAACUUAAGGAAUGUUUAAUGAAGAUGUCGUAAUUUCAAUGCCCAUCGUUGGAUACGGGACAAACAACACAUAACUUAUUUUCAAGUUCAUAUGUAUACUAUGUUAAAUCCAAGGAUUUGAAAAUAUUCAAUAUUAAUUCCCUUAAUUUUUUCUAAGUUACGUUUAAUUUUCACUGUAAAUCAUUCUAUUUUAGAAUCGGGAAAAAUUUCAAAAACCUAUUUGGAAAACCGGGAAAAACUCGGGAAUUUUAUUUUCCGCUCUGAGUGGCCACCCUGUUGGGUUUGUAUCGUUUUCAUAUCUGGCCCCUUCCUGGGGUACCGAUCCGGAACACCUAAAUGGCCAUAACUCCGGAACGGCUGGACCGAUUCGAACCAUUUUCAAUAGGAAACAAUGGGACCAGAUUCCGCGUCGAAUGAACCGUUGGUCAUUAAAAUCGGUUGAGGUUUACUGCCAAAAAGUGAUGUGAGUUUUUUUUUUGUACACACACAUACACACACACAUACAUACACACGCACACAUACAUACACACACACAGACAUCACCUCAAUUCGUCGAGCUGAGUUGAUUGGUAUAUGUGACUCGACCCUCCGAGCCUUCUAUCAAAAAGUCAUUUUUGGAGUGAACAUAUAGCCUUUCCAGUACACUUAGUGUACGAGAAAGGCAAAACGCAAUAACUGAAUGAGUGUUUCCCAUGUUUGGUUCAGAAUAGAGUUUCCUGACUGUUAAGAUUAAGCCCACUCAUGGGCUCCAUCAAGCGUUUCAACGUAAAGUAGAGCCCAUCGCACCGGUCGCUGAUAGGUACUGCUCGCGAAUGAAAAGUAUACGUACGAUACUUAACAGAGCAUGAGAUUGUUAGAUACGCUAACAGCGACUCUAAACAUUUACUCAGUAGGGAAAAUGGAAGAAAGUCCAGAAUACUGAUCAAACACUUAUGCAGUGAUCGAUCUAUGGUCAGUUAUUGUAAGUGUUCAAAAGAGGUUUUUUUUCUACGUCCGAUAGCCAAUAUUUGGUUAUGUGUAAUCAAAUAAAAGUUGUAGCCAUUUGCAAAGAAUUUCAAAAAUAUUUUUUAUGUGAUUUAUCUUAAUUAUCAAAUAAGUCGCCAUACUGCAGUCAUGACCAGGUUUUGAAGGUGUAAAACGCUUAAUUCCUGGGAAGUUUUCAAAUUAACUACUAGAGAUAAUCAAAGUUUAGAAUUCCUCCGGGAAGCUUUUCUGAAAUAUUUUGAAACACUGUAUGACAAGCAACAAAAGAAAAGUUUUCAUGAUUUCCUCGUAAAGGUCUUGAAUUUCACAUAAAAAGCUCUCAGGAAUAAACUUACCUAAACCAUCAGAAAUGAGUUCAUGAAUUGCAUUCGAAUCAAAACUCUCGAUACCAAACUUCGGAGCAGCGUUUCAAAAUAUAUCGUGAAGUUAUAGAGGAGGCAACUACAUUAUUAUUGUAUUUUACACAAAUGCCUAGAAUUUUUUUAAAAGUUUGCUUACAUUUCGGGACUAAAUACAAUAACACUUUCUUAAGAAAAUGCUAUCUUCAGGUGAACUAAAACUGUUAAACUUUUUCGAGGAAACAAUUUCUUCGGCUUUCAAUCUUUUCUUACAGUUUUCAUUAUAUACGUUGAUUGAUUACGACUGUUCUUGGUGUAUUCUUUGGAGAAUUUAUUGGUUUCUCAGUCCGAUUGUAAGAUCAAAAACAAAAACAAAAAAAGUAAAAGGUAACAAAAAAAAAAGUAAAACGUAAGGUGUUUUUGAUCUCACAAUCGGACUGAAAAGCCAAGAAAUUCUUUAAAGAAUUUCAUUAUAUAACAAAACCCUCUCCUUUCAAAAUAAUAGCAGAAUAAUAUUUGCUAUGACACUACAGAAACAAACAAAAUAUCACAAUGCACGAAAGUCAAAUAACCAAUGGAUGGUACGGAUGGAAUAGGGAUCACCGCAACGGCAACCGAACAUUAUUUUAUCCCCAUAGAAACGUACGAUCGGUUCAAAAAUGAGUGGCUAACGGAAUAAAAACACGUUAUAUACGUGCUGUUGCGUGUGUAGUAUGGGGCCCACGAGUGGGUUUAGUCUUAGUAUAAGUUCGGAUUCAUGGAUAAAACUCUCUUCUUGUAGACUCGUGAAUCCGGACCGACUAAAGUGAUUAUGGUACUCUACAUACAUGGACGAUGUUGUCAUUGCUAUAGGGCAGAACAAGUCGUUAAAAACUAUGUGUCCAAUAAGGAAGAUGAUAUGACGGAUGUUGAGGCAAUCAGGUGCUUCUUAGGUAUGAGAUGAGGAGAAACGAGAUUAACAGAGAGGCGCUACCUGGAAAACGGUCUGGGGAGAUUCAUGACUGUAAACCAUGCUGAACCUCCAAUGAAACUCGCUUGAAGUUAUUGAUGUAAGUUAGUGAGCAGAAUCGGAUAACGCAGUCGUUUAACGAUACUUCGCUACGUGAAAGGAUUCCUCGAUUGGUCCUGGACUGGUCUUUAACAAGACAGCUACUGCAUUUAGGGUGUUUGGAUGCACUGCACAGUUAGCUGGCUUAUCUGUACUUACGAAGGCUAUGAAUCCAUGCAUUCCUUUAAUUUUCAUAAACACUUAUAUGCGUGUUUUUUAUCUGUAUUAACGAGAUUUUUGGCCCUAGGCUACUUCAUCUCGGGACUCACGCUUCACUUCCCUUCCGAAGGAAGAACUCACAUUUUGCGAGUUUGUUGGGAGUGGGAUUCGAUCCCAGGUCUUUGGCGUGAUAGUUAAGUGAUCUAAUCAUCACACCAGGUCCGCUCCUCAGUAUGCGUGUUUUGACUGGAUAUUUGAUCAAUGUUUUGGGCUUGAGAAAGGCCAGAACCCUUCGGCCGAAACGUCGGGAAAGUAAAAAACAAUUAUUCUCGACUUAAAAACUGAGAAAGCCAUUUGAUAUCACGUUUUUGUUGUAAGAGUAACUUUCGUCGGUUUCCUUUUUAGGGCAUUUGAAAUAUCACUUCAAGAGGUCCUCUAAUGACUCUAAUAAGCAUUACUCUAUUCUCCAGAGAAUAAAUGAACUUACGUAUUUUCGGCUGUUUUGUUCUCUUUGUCAUGGGGAGUAUUUUGGAAUCUAUUGAACUCGAAAUUUGACACAAAUCUUUCCCAAAUAAGCUGAGUGAUAUGACCGAGUUUCAGGCAACCCCUCAUGACGAACAGAACAAACCUGCCGAAAAUACCCUUUGUGAUUCUAUGAAAAAAAAAAAAAAACUAUGCAGAGAAGAGAACUCCGUCAAGGCAUACCUUUCAUGGAUAAAUUCACUCGGCUACGUAGUUUUUUCACCAAUAUUUUCGACUAGAUGUUUGCUGGUUGCUUAAUUUCUCCGGGAAUUAUUCCGUGGAUUAAGAUAUACUUUAAGAAGUGCAGCUAAGAUUCCAUAAAAAUGCUGGUAGGAAUUGCCACAAAAUCCUCAGAUCGUCCUGGAAUUCGCUAAACAGAAAUAACUUCAAUGGCAAAACCUUUCUUGCACAAUUGUUAGAAGAAUAACCCCAGAUGUUUCAUAAGAAUCUAUUGAUGGGAAUCCAUUCGGAAGUUCUUCAUGAUUUCUACCAGGAUAUUGCCCUGGGAAUUCAAAAUAAGUUGCCCCAAAGAUUUUAGUAAAUAUCUUAACCCUGAAUGUACACUACACCAUCGUGGUGCGAAAAACCUAACUUCUUAGGAAGGUUAAAGAUUCCAAAAAAUCAACAAAAACCAUGUUAAAACAUCAUUUCUUGGAAUGUUUUCGAGAAUAAUUGUCAAAUAAAAUGAACAUGAUUUCACAAAAGAAUUGGAAAUCAAUAUUUUUUUUUCCAAAAAAGUUUAAAAAAAAUGUGUGGGUUCUCUACAUCUGAUAAUUUUCUCAAGCUACAUUUCAGCAUGCUAUCUUGCAUGCUGAUCCGUACAUAUAAAUGAGUGAAUGAGCUGAAGUGAAAGAGAUGAUAACUACUCGAAAUAAGGCUCUACCCCAUUUGGCCUAAUGCCGUUUUCCAUAAUACAAAGAACAGUAUUCUUGAUAAGAAUGUGCGUAAUGAUUGUUACUCCAAAUGGCUAUUAAACCAAACGGCCGUUAUGCCAAAUCGUUAUUCAUGAGUUCAACUGUUUUCUGAAACUGUUUUGUGGUGGCUUCUUAGUCUCGACAAAAAUUAAACAGUCUCUUCUUCGUCCAACGUUUGGUUUGUUUGGGACCUUCAGGGGCUUAAUUGUUGCACCAUUGAACGGUGUUCGUUCUCGAAGUAGGUUCAAAAUUCUGUAUACUGAUAAUUUUGGAAAGGGGUUUCCCCCGAUAGGGUAUCAAAUUUGGCUGCGAUUCUGCAGGAAAACUCAAACGAAACGACAGUUACAUGUUCUACUGAACCACACUGGACAAGAACACUGUAACUAUUGAGUCUCUAAAGAAGGUCCCACACUGGCCGAAACGUUGGAUGAAAUAAAGUAAGAGUGUUUUAUUUUUGCCUAGACUAUGAAGCCAUCACGAAAAAGUUAUGCCAAAUGGCCUGUCAAAUGGCGCUUUUCUGAAUCCAAUUAUGCCAAAUGGGGUACAGACAAACAAUAAUUGAAAAGGUACUAUAGGUUUACAUAACGGCUAUCCAAAAUGUCUCUUACGUUUCUUUUACCCGGUCAUUCUUCUUUGAUAAAACUCAAAGUGAUUUAUUCCGUAAGACCAUGCUGAGAGUGUCUGGGUUCAAUAGCCGGUUGUUAAAAUUGACGGUGCAUUUCUUUAAAUCAAUUUUCGGCAAUUUCCUGCCUCUUGUAGCUUAAUUCAAGAAUUAAACAGGAAUCCCAGGAGUAAUCCCUGGAUUAAUGCUGGAGUAAUCUGGGAUUACUAAUCCCUCAAAGGAUCUUUACAAGAUAUAUUUACUGAUUGUUGAUGUUUUUUCGAUGAUUGAUGAUUGAUAUAUAUAUCAUCAGAUUUGUAUAAAUCGGUACACUUGCCACCAGUGUGGCUCUAUUACUCUGUGUAUCAAUCACCGAAAAACAUCAACAAUUUGUAUGGACGGUGACUAAAACCCUGGAUCCAGGAGAAAUCCCUGAAAGAAUCCAGAAAAGAUUCUCCAAGAGAAAUCUAGGAAGGAAUUCAGGGAGGAGUCGAAGAUUAGUUAUUAUUAUUAUUAUUAGUUUAUUAAAGACACUUUACCCCAGAAAGAAUCAUGGAGUAAUCUCUGAUGUAGCCCUGGGAAUAAUCCUGGCAAGAAUCCCGAAAGAAUCAAUGAAGGAGUCUUGAAGGAAUGGAUAACACAGCGCAACAUUUUUUUGUCUCAAGAGCAAACUUAUGUGUCUCCGAAGGAUUUUGGGCCGCUGAAUCCGAAUCCGGGCUCAGAUUUGCUCUAACACGUCACAAUUUUGAGCUAUACCUCAAUUUAUGGGGCAAAAUAUGCGAUUUUGGGCUUUUUUGACUGCAAGCCUUUAAGCAAGGCAAUAUUUUUUUUAAGUAAUCAAGAGGUUAAUUGGUCAAUUAACAUCUAAAUUAACGACUCAUGCAAAAUAUUUCGUAUUACCUAAUCAAAUUUGAUAGAUUUAAGCAUUUUAUGUUAGUAUGGAAACUUGCAUGCAACUUCUGGAGGGUGACUUGUAUGGGAAAUAUCGUACCUAACAUAAAUCGCUUAAAACUAUCAAAUUCGAUUUGGUAAAACGAAAUAUUUUGCAUGAGUCGUUAAUUUAGAUGUUAAUUGACCAAUUAACCUUUUGAUUGCUUAAAAAAAAUAUUUUCUUGCUUAAUGGCUUGCAGUCAAAAAAGCCCAAAAUCGCAUAUUUUGCUCUAUAAAUUGAGGUAUAGCUCAAAAUUGUGACGUGUUAGAGCAAAUCUGAGCCCGGAUUCGGAUUCAGCGGCCCAAAAUCCUUCGGAGACACAUAAGUUUGCUCUUGAGACAGACAAAAGGUUAUUUUUUGUUACGCUGUGUGAUGUAAUUUCUGAAAAAAAAUCCUGAAGCGCUUUUUGACAAAAUCCUAGGGAAAUCCGUAGAGGAAUUAAGAAGAAAUUCGUAAAGAAACCCCGAAAAGAAUCAAUGAAUGAAUCCGGAAAGAAACCCGGGGAGAAUCGCCGAAAAAAAAAUCGGGAAAAAUAUCGAAGUAUUUUGGGAGAAAUCCAUUGUUCGCAUUCACCUCGAUGUGCGAGUCGAGCUGCGUUAUGUCAAUUCACUCGUAAAAUUGCAAAUUUGACAGAAAAUUAAAAGAAAUCUUAAAAAUCGGUAGAAGUCCCCAAAGGAAUCACCUAAGAAUUCAAUUAAUUCCAGUAGAAAUCAGUAAAUGAAUACCUGGUAAAUGAUUCUCAGUUCCUACCUGCAAGAAUGACGAAAGCAGUCCCGAGAGAAAUCCCUUAGGUUAUCCAUGGGCAAUGGGAAUCAAUAUCGAACAGUUGGAAGGAAUCCCGGGAUAAAAAACUUGGAAGAAUCUUGGAAGGAAUCCCUCUAUGAAUUUUGAGACAAAUUUCUAAAAGAAACUCGGUAAAAUAAAUGACGAAAUCCCGGAGUCAAUGAUAAAUUUUAGGCAAUAACUUUUAAAGCAAUCUAGGGAGGAAUGAAUAUAGGAAUCCCGGGAUAAAUCAAAGAAAGAAUAGUAGGAGAAACUCCCAAUGAAUUUGCAGAGAAAAAAGUCUUGGAGAAUUCCAGAACAAAUACUUCCGGAAGAAAUCCUUGAAAGAGCUCUGAAGUAAAAGGCCCGAGUUAAAUUCCUGGAGGAAUUCUUAGAAACCUACUCCUCUGUUUUGCGUCAUCUCCAUAAUUUUAGAAACGAAGUCUUUAUCAUUGCAUGGAAUGGAUCCCAUUAAGAACACUGAGAAGAGGUUUUUUUCAGGAGAGAUAUUUUCGCAGAUGAAUCCCAGCGGGAGGCCUUGUAUGUUGGCCAGGGAUGGGAACACUCACUUCAUAACAACUCCAGUAGUUCGCAGAUGGCAAAUAAGGAAAUAAAAGUGUAACACCGAUAGCGCCGACCGUGCGUUCUACUUCGCAACAGAAAAUUAAUAAAUAUUUUUUUCUAUCAUUUGUGAGCAACUGUGGAAUGCAAAUCAUCGCCAGUCAACCAGUGAUCGUAUAAAAUGAUGCAUAAGAUGUUAAAGUGGAGGCGAUAUGCGUACAUUUUACAUGCGCCUAAAUGGAGGCAUGUACGCAUAUGGCCUCCACUUUAUCAUCUUUUGCAACAUCCUAUACGAUUACUGGUUGUCUGGGAGUCAACACACGAUCGCAUAUGAUGUUGAAUAGGAUGUAAAAGUGGAGGCGAUACACACACACGGUUACAUGGAAGCAUGUACGUAUAUGGCCUCCACUUUAGCAUCCUAUUCAACAUCAUAUAAGACUUUGUGUUAGCUCGGUCGCUGAAGUUUCCUGAGCCGCUAGAAAUAUGAAGCUAUAGAGGCUCGUGAUAAUUAUAAUAUGUUGCUACCAUAUACAAAAUUUGUUAUCAAUUCAAUUAGGAUUGAAGCGUGCUUUUCACAUGAUCUCUUCAAAUGGACAAGUUCGUUCUUAGCGGUGGAAGUUCUCAUAUUUACUCAAUUAUAAAGCAAGCAUUAUACUAAUGAAUGAAAACAACAUGCCUCACAUUGAAAGGCGUAUAACAACCUAACAAAUAGGGAAGUGGGACCUUCUCGGCAGGGGUCCUAUUUUGGGCACUUUUCUGGUAUAACUCAGUCAAUUUUGAACCAAUUGACACAAUUUUUGGAACGCGAUGAGAUACGCUCAGUAUCUAGUCGUGUACAAAAUUUCAAGUCAAUUGGUUUGUAAUUGACUGAGUUAUAGCGAAGAGUGCCCAAAAUAUUGGCCACUGCUCAAGUGGUUCGCUACCCUAUUCUUCUUUUAUAGAAAAAAAAAAUCGAAUAGGUGAAAUGUGAGAAUUUUUAACACUAUUCUUCUGUUAUUUAUCUAUUGUUUUAAAUAAAUGGAAUGGAUGCCCGGCCAUUUGGCCGAAUGCCGUUUGGCCGAAUGUCGUUUGGCCGAAUGUCGUUUGGCCGAAUGUCGUUUGGCCGAACGCCGUUGGCCGAUUUUUUAUCCAAAGGAUUUGGAGGCGUGGGUAAACUCUGAAUAACAUUCUAGCUGCCAAUAUGAUCAUCAGAAAUGUUUCCUUCCUUCAGUCAUAGGAUAUUCUUUCCAGUUUUACCAUCAAGGGAUUGGUUGGCGUUGAAACUGAGAAUAUUUUUGUCGGAGAUUUUUCCUUGUUUGAAUCCUAAGCUAUUCUUUCGAGUUAUACUGAUAUAGGAAACAGUGGCGCAUGAUCACUUAAAUUCAUCAUGAAUUUUUCGGCCAAACGACAUUCGGCCAAACGGCGUUCGGCCAAAUUACCCUUUCGGCCAAAUGGCGUUCGGCCAAAUGGCAUUCGGCCAAAUGACCGGAACCGAAUUUCUCCUCGCACAAUUGAAAAAAAAAACAAUCGAAUUAUUUUUUUUAAGCUUUCGGAAAUUGUGGUAAGGACUGAAUAUUCACAAAUUAUCCAAGUCAAUAUUAUCAUCGAAUUCAGGAAACAAUGUAUGAAUCCUUCACAAAUAGAAUUGCAUUAUUUUUGUUUCAACAAACAACAACAAAAAAUAAAUUCACAUAAAACACUUACAUUUUAUAUAGUACGCAAAUUAAAAUACGACACUAUAUAUUUUGAAGCAAUCAUUUCCAUUUUGUUUAAUUGAGUCCUCAUGAUGUCUCCGACAUUCUACCACAACUGCUAGAGGUAAUUCACCAUCGCUAUUCCCUUCAUUGAUCAAAACAACCCCUCCGAGGGCCUUUUAGUUUACCAUCAUUGAAUGUCAUACGUUUGGCACAUACGUUUCCAUAAGGCCUACAUCGGACAAAAGUAUGAAAAUCUUAACUCCCCAAGAGUAGCAAAACAACCAAUUAGAAUCACCUAGAAACAAACACCCCUCCGUAAAUUUCCCUGGCUCCGAUUCCCAAAACUUAAUGAUUUCACGAGCAAAAACUCCCGAAGCGUCUCUUCCUGGAACUGAUAAGACCCACAUUCAGCCUGGUUGCCUUUGUGGGACUCAUUUUGGGGCUCCAGUGAAUGUGGGCCUUAUUUGGCGACAGUGCAGGACUCGGCUCUCGGUUCUUUAAGAGAACAAAAAAGAAAUAGAACAGUGUUUCAGGAUUGAUUUCAAUUAGAAAACAUAGUCCUCGUAUUUGUAGACCCACACUCACACAUACACACUUGAGGAGCGAAAAACUAGAAAAAUGAUGAAGAAUCUUAACGAAAUCAAUAUUUAAAAGAAUUGAUCUAUUUAACUGUAAGAAAGAAUAUCUUAGAUUCAGAUUCAGUCAAAAGAAUCUAUUCGGUGUUUUCGGAAUACUUAAACUAGUAAAAGAAAAGCAAAUUGUGAAAAGGAGCAGGGUAAUUAUUAAAUUUUACGAAUAAAAGCAAAGUAACGCACGCUACGCUUGUAGUAGUGACAUCGCUGCGCAAAAAUUCCACCAAAGCAAGGCCAGGAACAAUUUGCUUCUGUAGAAUAGACAUUUUGGAGUCUCUUCUCACUAAAUAGUUGUGUAUUAAGACAGAUUCAAAACUUUUAAAACAAAAUCUAUAAUCAGUCGAACAAUGAUAACGCAAACAAACUUUUAGAGAAGGUACAGCGCUGAACUAUAGUGUCAAGAUGUGACAGAUUGAUGAAGGGAAAACAAACAAAAGCGUAGUCGAUGUGUACGACACACACACUCACACACUUUGAAACAAGAUUUGAAAAACCAAUACAGUAAACAAACAAAGUUGUGACAACAUUUUGCAACACCCAUAUACGUUAUAUUAUUAUCUCCAACGCUCUCUGAAUAGCAGGUUCAGUUUCCCCUUGGUUAUGUACAAGCAGACCCCGGAAGAAGAUUGUCAACAACCACUUAAAUUGUAAACAAACAAAGCAACAUUUUGUAUUCGUAGUAGGCUGUGCAGACCAGGUUGUGUGGCUGUAAAAAGUAAUUAGUAAAACAAAAACAGAAAUUAAAGCUACGUUAAAACACAAGCCCCUCGCAAAACUAGCAUUUUGCGCCAAUGUGUCAACAGACGACGCGCUGUUUGACAGUUGUUUUUUCGUUAGCAAAACGAAGCAGAACAAAAACAAAGUCGUCAACGCCAACUCGAUUGUUUCUUCGUUCUGUCAAUACGCGUAGUAGGAAUGAUUUCUCGUUUCGCGUGAUUAUUAUUAUUGAUUCAACUAUUGAAACGUUAUUAAAUUGAAAGUCGAAUAUCGUACACCCACACUCAUUACACUGUGCAACCCGGUUAGUUAAUAAAAUGAUACCUUACUUGUGUAUUUGAAAUAAAAAAACAGCAACAAUGAAACAAAACAGGUAGAAUAGAAUGGUUAUUACAAGAGAAUAUCGUAUGUUUAUUAUAAAACAUUGUAAGAAGUACACGCGCCGAAGAUGGACAUUAGAUGGUUUAAACUAGGAAGCAGAUCGAUGCAUAAGGUGAAGCCCGUUCACAAUUUGUAGUAGCUUCCGAAUUUUCAAUUACUCAAUACCAGGUACGAAACAAAUGGAAUAAGAUGGAAAACGGUCGUUAGUGAUAGGACGGAGGAAGAUAACCGAGAGAAAAAAUAGUCACUGGUACGUAGAAAGCUGUACGACAAACUAGACGUGUGUUAUACAAACCCAAAUGUUGUGUACUAGAGAGAAAGAAAGAGCGUAUGAAAAGCAAAUGGCAAAUAAUUAUUGAAACACAAAGCUGCAAAUAACGUACAGAAAAGCAAAGCAAAAACAAGACAAAAAAGAAAACAGAAAAUCAAUAAAGAAAGGUAAUGUUUUAUUUAUGAUGAAAUAAAGUAAAUUAUUAUAAAA